Messenger RNA from Cricetulus griseus (Chinese hamster), 492 nucleotides. NCBI's taxonomy places the organism in Eukaryota, Metazoa, Chordata, Mammalia, Rodentia, Cricetidae. The record is from RefSeq and is a predicted model, not a curated record.
AUGGAAAAGUUUCUGCUGCUGGCUUUGGCAGUUAGUCUGGCUCAUGCUCUUUCUGAGCUUGAAGGAGACUGGGUUAGCACUGCCAUCGAUGCUGACAAUGUUGCGAAGAUAGCAAACCAGGGAACUUUGAGACUUUAUUUUCAUAAAAUGACUUGUCUUGAAGGAUAUGAUAAAUUGGAAAUCACAUUUUAUGUAAAUUUGAGUGGACAAUGCUCAAAGACAACAGUUGUUGUGUAUAAGCAAGAAGAUGGCAACUACAGAACCCAGUAUGAAGGAGACACAAUAUUUAAACCCAUGAUUAUAACAAAAGAAAUCCUAGUCUUUACCAAUGAGAAUGUGGAUAGAGAUAGCCUGGAAACACACUUGAUUUUUGUAGCAGGAAAAGGUGACCACUUGACCCAUGAACAAUAUGGAAGACUUGAGGAACAUGCUAAAGAACAGAAAAUUCCAUCAGAAAGCAUUAGAAAAUUGCUGGUUUCAAGUAACCUUUGA